Messenger RNA from Candida tropicalis MYA-3404, 1464 nucleotides. RefSeq lists its product as uncharacterized. NCBI's taxonomy places the organism in Eukaryota, Fungi, Ascomycota, Pichiomycetes, Serinales, Debaryomycetaceae. Gene Ontology annotation, cellular component: membrane. The transcript has a single exon. The record is from RefSeq and is a predicted model, not a curated record. The coding region runs from base 1 to 1464 and encodes 487 amino acids. Gene Ontology annotation, biological process: transmembrane transport. Gene Ontology annotation, molecular function: transmembrane transporter activity.
AUGGCCACCACAUUGACAGAGAGCAACAAGCAAAAAAAAAAAAAAAAAGAAAAAAUAAAACGGAAAGUUUGUGAUGAUGAAUAUCAUCCACCAACUAUCAGAUCUACUAGAAGUACUAGAUCUGUAGCCAUGCACAAACAUCUUCACCAUGUAUCUCAUAGUAUAAAAAAAUAUUUAUCGCAACAUAUUGCCUUAGAUAAUCUAAAGAAACUAGCAUUUUUAUUCUCCCUUCUUUCGUGUCUUGUGGCUGGAUCUAUUUUGUUAUUCACAUUAUACACAGCGUCAUUCCAUGAUUUACUAGGAUUGUCAUAUCUUCAAAUAAAUUCUAUAGCGUCGUUAUCGGCCCUUGGAAUGUACUUUUGCUUGCCAGUUUUGGGGUACCUUGCAGAUUCAUAUGGCCCAGCAUUAUUGUCAUUAUUCCUGAUUUGGUUCUUUUGUCCGAGUUAUUUUGUCAAUAGUUACUUGGUGAGUUUGAAAGUAACUUCGAUCUACGGGUAUUGUAUCACAUUUUGUUUUAUUGGAUUAGCAACAUCAUCGUUAUAUUUCUCCAGCUUGAUUACAUGUGCUAGAAUCUAUCCUGAUCAUAAAGGGUUGGCCAUUUCAUUACCAAUCACAUGUUAUGGUUUGUCGGCAUUAAUUGGAGCCCAGCUUUUGAAAUUGGACUGUUUCCACCAAGGUGGGUAUUUGAAUCUUAAGGUUGUGUUUCUGGUUUUUGGCUGGCUUUAUUUGAUUGUGGGGAUACUUAGUUUUAUUUCAAGUUCAAUUGUCAUUGUGGAACUGGAGUUGUUGUUCAACAUAGCUGCUCCGGAAGAUGACGUUGAUUCUACUGAUGAAGAAUCGCCAUUACUUGAACUCACCCCAACAAGAUCUUUAGAACCACCAAACCAUCACCAGAGAUUUAUAAGAUUUUUGAAGGAUCCAUCGGCGUGGAUUUUAUUAGUAUCGUUGAUCUUGAAUAUUGGUCCGAUGGAAAGUUACCAGAAUAAUCUCAGUUCCAUAUUGAAACAUAGCAAUCACGCAGAUUUAUCGAACCAAGUCAGUCUUAUGGCGGCAUCAUCAACCGUGGCUAGGCUUGUAUUGGGUGUGUUGUCGGAUUAUUUGUCUAAAUACAUCUGUCGUGUGUGGUUGUUGUUGUUUAUUGUUGUCGUUGGUCUUAUGGGCCAAUUGACUGAAACAUCGGCCAUAUUAAACGGGGCUGCUUAUGGGGGUAUGUUUACACUUUAUCCUACCAUCGUUGCAUCUAUUUGGGGGAUUGAUAUCAUGGGCUCAACCUGGGGUUCAUUUAUGGUUGCUCCAGCAACAGGAUCGGUGUUGUUUUCCAUGUUGUAUGGUAAAAACGCCGACUCUUGUUCUACAUGCUUACAGCGAUACUUUUACUUGACCGCAAGUUCAUUAGGCGUCAGUUGUAUAUUAGUACUUAUAGCAUGGAGAUUAUGGUUUAAACGUGGCUUCAAGAAGUUUUAA